Aspergillus caelatus is the source of this 2840-nucleotide messenger RNA. RefSeq lists its product as uncharacterized. The record is from RefSeq and is a predicted model, not a curated record. The transcript is spliced from 2 exons. Gene Ontology annotation, molecular function: protein binding. NCBI's taxonomy places the organism in Eukaryota, Fungi, Ascomycota, Eurotiomycetes, Eurotiales, Aspergillaceae. Bases 327 to 2660 code for a protein of 777 amino acids.
UUUUAAUCCGCCUUUAUUAUCUGCUGCUUGCUACAGAGGCUGUUUGGGUUUGCGCCUUUGAAAUUAUUAUUGUCUAUCUCUCUCUUUUUUUUACAAUCACCCUUUUUUCGCUACCUUGUAUAUCGCUCUAGCCACCCAUUAUCGCCUCCCUUCACGAUCCCGUUAUCCUGCCGAAAAGUUUUCCUUGCUCAGCAAUAAGCCUGCGGAGGUCGGUUUAGGCCUACUAGACAAUCAUAUUGCUGGACAGAUUAGUGAUACGCGAGGGACGGCUGGAUUUCAAUCUUGUAAUUGGGUAACUCGGCGAUUUGUCGGUCUCCGCUCUUUAAAUGCUUCGUUGCACCAAUGCUAGUGCUCUUCGGACGGGCGUUAAGAGCUGCCCGUUAACGAGGUUAUCUUUUGGCUCUAAAUGGUCCAGAGGUGCUUCGGGAGGCACUAGGGGCAUUUCUCUUUCGUACCCUGCUCCGAGAGGCAUUGCGCCGGGACAAAUUAGUGCUUGGAGGGUACCUGUUGGCGCCAAACGAUACUCUACAAAUUCUGAAGCUACAAAUGCUGGAAAUUCGGAACCUGUUUCUGUGAGCGAAGAAAUUAAAGAUCCAGAAUCCGUUGCUGAGAGUGAGGAGUUUGAAGAUUCGGAGCCUGUCGUUGCGAGCGAAAAGUAUGAAGAUACGCUUCUAGAGUCCGACCAGUUGCUGGAAAGUAAACAAGGAAUUACACACGAUGACCUUCUGCUCUCGAUUGCGAAGGCAGGCACUUCGCCGAAGACUCGGGAGGAAUUGGAUGGGACCAUGUCGGUCAAAGUUUCUGGGAAAGUUGUCGAAAUGGAGUUGAAAUGGUUGAAGGAUCCUCGGGCGCUGUCCGACCGAGUUGCAAGGCUUUUGAAUGCCAAUGACGUACUGUUGGCUGUGGCGUUGGUCCGCACGGCACAAAGAGAGCGUAUGGAGUGUACAGUGGCUUGGAAUCAUCUCAUGGAGUAUUGUAUGAAAAAAAACCAUCCGAGGGCUGCGCUUAAGUUCUACAAUGAGAUGAAGAAGCGAGGACGAAGGCCUAAUUCAGUGACGUACACAAUCAUGCUGGAUGGCCUGUGCAGAGUAAGCAGGGACGCCGGCGUCCACCCCGUCAAGACUGCGUUCUCUAUUUACAAGUCUAUCUUUGCACCCAAUUCAACCGUAACGCCAAACCUUAUCCACACCAAUGCGAUGCUCAAUGUUUGUGCACGCCAUCGUAAUAUGGACAGCUUAUGGCGGGUCGCUGGCGAACUCCCUGAAGACGGGCCAGGCUCUCCAGACUGCACGACAUACAGUAUCAUCCUGAGAGCUAUCUCGGAUGCAGCCCAGGCGGAUGUAGAACGGAUGAAACCCUCUCAGGUGGAGCAAAUGCUUGCGAGGAAAGCCCAGGGUGUCAAAGAAGGCAAACGGAUAUGGUCCGAUAUUAUUUAUCGAUGGAAGAAGGGGCAGCUCGAAAUGGACAACCUCCUUGUGAGCGCGAUGGCUAAUCUGCUCCUAGAAGCAUCUACCGAUCGGGGUUGCUACGACGUUUUCGCGUUGAUUCAUCAAGUCACUGGAGUUCCAAUUCUCGCCAAAGAGCCUUCAGAUUCCUCUUCGAAACUACAAAAGAAGAGCAGAGGAAGCCACUUAGAGGAAGAUGUUCCGUUCGUGGAUGAUAGUGAAACAUUGUAUCGACCAUCGGAGGCGGAGCCAGAGGAGCUCAAGCAGGAAGAGGAAGAGGAAACAUUUGAAAACGUGUUUGACCCUAUCGUUGGCCCGGGACCUUCUUUUAUUUCUGUGGGGAAUAGGGAACUUUCACUGAUCCUAGAGGCUUGCUUAAGUAUGACUCAAGGAAUUGGUGCUGGAAAGGCUUACUGGCAGCACCUUACCCUGGAAGACACCCACUAUAAGAUUGAGCCGGACGGAGGCACGUACCAUCAAUAUCUCCGACUUUUACGGCUUGGUCAUUCCAGUCGCAUUGCCCUUGAGCUCAUACGCAACCAGAUGGUCCCCGCCCAAAUGACGGAGGGGCGAUCUUUCCGGAUCGCAUUUGCGUGUUGUCUCCGUGAUCGCAAAAACAUCAACGUUUUCAAAAAUGCCAAUGGGCUCCUUCAUCUCAUGGAGACGUCACUUGUGCUUCCUUUUCCUCAGGCGUUGGGAGCUUAUCUCGACCUAGUCCGCAUUUUGGGUAAUAGUCCCCAGCUCCUUAUGUCAUUGAACGGCAUCGACGGGAAUGGGAAACGACCGGCCGGUGGCCUGAGUGCUCUGGGCCAGCAGUUGCGCCUUAAUUUACAGACAACCGCUGUUGAAGCUCUGCGCCCUUGCGUUGUCAAACUCGAUAAAGCUAUGGAGCAUGGCUUAGUGUCUCCAGCUCCAGCCAGCAGCCGCGGUAUUCGCUCUAAUAGUGCUGAUGAGCAUGCCGUCUCCGGAGAGGAAGCUCUCAAGGUAUUAGCCACGGUAAGGGGCUUGAUAGACGAUAUCUUGAAGCCAGCGAACUCGAAGCUGCUUUCCAAAGAAACUCGCGCCCAACUCAAGAAAGAUUCCCGGGAUUUAAGGAAAUAUUCCAACGCUGAGAUUACCAUGAAGUACAAUAAUACUCUGGUUUCUCCGACUUCCGAACAGAUUCUGGCGUACAAAGAUCAGAAUGUUGGCGAGGAUUCCUUAGAUGUUGACUGAGUUCAACGACGAGUAGUGGGAGCUCUUGCAGCCCGCGCAACUAAUAGUUUUAUGACUUGUUUGAUGGUUGAUACUACCUCAUACUUGCAUGCAUAUACAGGCGUUGGUAUAUAGUCUUCAGUGUACACUAUCAUGGUUGGCAAUGAGGUGGUUUAUAUGUACAAAUAUCGGCAAUGUUCA